UUCAACUCCGCGCUGAUUUCAACUGGAAAUACGAAAAUAUGUCAAUUUGUUUAUUUGAUUUGACAUAGCAUUAAAUUAAACAAAAUGUAGAUAGAAUAGAAGGUUAUAUUCAAACUGAAGUGAUGCGUUUGUUAAAGCCGGCGUGGGUAAAUCACAAAGACGGGAAGCCCAUAUUCUCCAUUGAUAUUCAUCCAGAUGGCUCCAGGUUUGCAACAGGUGGACAAGGAGAUGAUACAGGGAAGAUUAUUAUAUGGAAUAUGGCUCCUGUCCGAGAUGAGAAAGCUGAGAAGAACGAAGGUGUUCCAAAAAUACUCUGUGAGAUGGACAAUCACCUAGCAUGUGUGAACAGUGUACGAUGGUCUACAAGUGGACGAUACCUGGCCUCUGGGGGAGAUGACAAGCUUGUCAUGAUCUGGCAUAUAACAAAGAUUGGUGUUGGAGGAACAGUGUUUGGUUCAGACUCAAAGAUUGUAGAGUCAUGGAGACCUGCUCAUACACUGCGAGGGCAUGCUGGAGAUGUGUUGGGUUUGGCAUGGUCACCCGGAGAUGUAUGGUUGGCAACAUGUAGCAUCGACAAUACAAUCAUUGUGUGGAAUGCUGAGAAAUUUCCAGAGCAAGUGUCUGUGUUGAAAGGUCAUACAGGUUUGGUGAAGGGGGUUACCUGGGAUCCAGUUGGCAAGUACCUCGCCUCACAGUCUGAUGAUAAAUCUUUGAGAGUGUGGAGAACUCGAGACUGGCAGCAGGAAGCCAUGGUUACUGAACCAUUUAAAGAGUGUGGAGGGACAACACACGUUUUACGUUGUGACUGGUCACCAGAUGGUCAUUAUGUUGUAUCAGCACAUGCAAUGAAUAACUCCGGACCUACUGCACAGAUUGUAGAGAGAGAUGGCUGGAAGACGUCCCUAGACUUUGUGGGACAUCGAAAGGCUAUAACUGUUGUUAGGUUUAAUCCAGGAAUUCUAUUCAAGAAGUUCAAGAAAGAUGUGCAGAAGCCCCAGCAGUAUACAUGUUGUGCUAUUGGUAGUAGAGACAGGUCUCUCUCUAUAUGGUUGACUGCAUUGAAACGACCUCUGGUUGUGACCCAUGACCUAUUCACAAACUCAGUUGUAGACAUUUCUUGGGCGAGUAGCGGUACAGAAUUGCUGUGUUGUUCCUGUGAUGGGACGGUGGCCUACAUCAAGUUUAAACAAGAGGAGAUUGGUACACCCAUGGGUAAAUCUGACGUGAAUCGCCUGCUUGAGAAGAUAUACGGUAAAACAAUCACCAAGAGUAACAUCAAUAGUUCAGCCAGUCAGAUCAUAGAAUCUGCCGAUAUACUUAAACUACAACAACAACAACUAAAAGCGAUGAACAGCUUCCCAAAGAAAAGUCACCCAACAGACAAACAGAUAGAAACAAAGACAGCAGAUGGUCGGAGAAGGAUUACGCCAAUAUUCUUGCCGGUACAACCUGAUGUAGGGGAAGGACCAGCUCCAUUUACCAACAACAGUCUGAUAAAUUUUGAGACAUGUAAGUCCGGUACCACUAUACAGGUGGAGAAACAGGACAAGGUCACCCACAGUGGUCUCCUCUCACCUCCCCCUCUUCAGGGCAACUCCCCACAGGCUAAACCCUGGGGGGCUGAGACUACGCCAAAAUCAUCGUCAUCAUCAAAAUCACCCGCAGGGGAGAACAAAACCAUAGACUCUGUUGUACAGCCAUUAGCUGCACUGGACAACAAGCAGGAUAAACCAUCAAGUAGCAAACUUACUGAUACACCAAAAUCAUCCGACAAACAUCCAGCCAGUCAUACAAACAGUGAAAAAGUCAAGACUUCGUUGUCACUGAAGAGGAAACAUGACAAAGAUGAAGGGCCAAAGAAAAGGGGUCGUCCCAGAUUAAUCGAUAAAGAACAGAGUAAACGAACUCCCUCUAAUACACCGGUUGUGUCAUCUCAUCAUAUCGCAGAAAAGGAAAGUGUGCGUUAUGUUCCGUCAACUUCUGAUCUCAUGUUACGUGUGCCAAAUAUAGAGAAGCAUCAUACAGUACAGAUUCUUGAUGGGUCAGGAGAUGGUGGAUUUACCUUGGAAAUAAAGAACAAUAUCCAGACUGGUACCACAGUAUUACACAAGUUACAAUGUAUACAAGGUGGUAACACAGUCUGGGAGCAGAUACUGGCAUCACAAAUUAUAGCCGUUGCAGGUUCAAGGAACACAUCAUGUGCAGCCUGUGUAGAUUGUUCUCUAUCAUUGUUUAACAGUAUAGGGCAGAAAGUUUUACCAAGUAUUGUUUUGAAUUCUAAAAUCUCAGUCCUAGAUGUAAAUGGACAUUAUGUAAUGGCAAUUUCUUCAAAAGGCAGCUUAUAUGUGUGGAACACUCAGAGUUUAUCAUGUGUUGUGAAAAAUGAACAGUUAUCCUCGAUAAUGAAAUCUGAUGAGGAUGUAUUAAAGGCAUUUGUGACAAGUGAAGGUAUUCCUGUGGUUACAUUAUCCACUAACAAAUCCUACUCCUUCAAUCCACAGCUGGCUUGCUGGUUGUUGAUAAAUGACAGAAAUGAUAAAGUUCACAGAUGUUCUGCACAUUAUCACAGUAAACCCAGGAUCAGUACCUCUAUAUCAGGGACCCUUACAUCAUUACAAAUAUCUCAGGAUAAAGCUCAGGGUACAUCUCGGGGAGUGAUGCAGACAGGGCCUGAAAUACGACAGUUAUCCACAUUAAACCAUCUAGAAACUCAACUCCAUACAUGUAUACAUCUGAAGUCCGCCACAGAAUACAAGUUCUGGUUACAAACCUAUGUUAGAUAUCUCGUUCAAGAAGGUAUUGAAGUUCGAUUACGAGAAGUAUGCAGUGAUUUGCUUGGACCUGUCUAUCAAUCAAAGGGAAAGAACUCCUGGCAACAAACAGUAUUGGGUUUUAACAAGAGAGAGUUAUUGAAGGAGUUACUGCCCUUGUUCAGUGAAAAUUUGAAGGCAUUGCAGAGAUUGUACACAGAAUUUCAGGAGCAGUUGGAGAUAGCAGAGACUGGCUGAGACCAGCUAUACCUGUACCAGAGGAACUUAUUCUUCAGUGGACAUUACAGGCUUUGCUACAUUUAUUCUGCUGUAUGGGCUGGAAGGCAGGAACUUCACUAUUGUAGCUUACAUCAUCGAGUGCUCAACAAUUUUAGUCUGAGAUUAGUGUUGCCUGCCAUAUUCAGGAAUUUUUUCGGAGAAGUUUUUUAUACCAACUUCAUCAGGACAUCUGUGUAGGAGUUUAGUUAUCAGGGAUUUUAUUAAUCAUGUGGCCACAUGAAUUGAAUGCAGAGAAGCAUUACAGUUACUUGAGAGGACAGUUGCUUUUGAGCAUGUUGACUGCAUUUGAGCCGCACCAUGAGAAAACCAACAUAGUGGCUUUGCAACCAGCAUGGAUCCAGACCAGCCUGCCCAUCCGCGCUGUCUGGUCAGGAUCCAUGCAGUUUGCCUUCAAAGCCUAUUGCAAUUAGAGAAACCAUUAGCAAACAGCAUGGAUCCUGACCAGACUGCUUGGAUGCACAGGCUGGUCUGGAUCCAUGCUGGUAGCAAAGCCACUAUGUUUGUUUUCUCACAGUGCAGCUCAUUUUUUGAUUAUGAAGAUGUUGAAAGUUGCUAGAAUUGUUGUAGUAGCCUAGUCUAAUUAAUUGUUCAGAGGGACUCAUUUUGUCACACUGUCAGUAAAAACUGUUGUAAGUUUUACAUAUGCGGGAAAUAAAGAACAUUUGGUUGCACUCCUGUAAAGUGUUUAAACAUGUAAUUUUGACUGCAGAUUGUGGUUAUUUGAUGUAAAGUGAUAAUACAUGUAUGUCUUGGUCACAAUCAAUGAAGAUACAAUGCAAUGUCACUCGCUCAUGUGUAGAUGUUAAAAGAGACUAGGUACCCAUUAAAAAAAAACUUUGCUAUUAUGUAUCUGUGAUGAAAGCACGUUUUUUUUCUGCCUGCAUUUGAAUGAGUAAUCUUGAAUUUCAUCCUUCAGAAACAUUCUGUCACCAACUUUCUUUCCAAAAAGAAAUAGGAAAAAGUGAAGACCAGUUGAAAGAAAAUAUGACAUUCCUGCAUAUAUUGAUCCUAGUAUGCACCUAUAGCAGUAUGUGACCCCAUUUUAUUGUAGUUAACACAGAGUGCAAUUUCUGCUUUAACUCUUUGUUUUUGAAAUCACAGAAGAACAGUUGUUUGAGGUUGCAAGGGGUGAACAAAAUGCUCUAGUUAUCAAGGCUUUUGAGUGAUCCACAUAAUGAAAAUAAAAGAAAUUUGGUCAUGGACCAUUUUACUUGCUUGAGCAAGUGGUGUUUAACGCUUAGCCUGCUAAAUUUCUAUAAUGAACUUGUACAUCUUUCAAUUUGGACAGCACCAUUAGCUGUUUAAAAGGGUGUUUACCAAAAAGAUACUGACUGAAUAGCAAACAGUGCAGAUCAUAAUCUACACUGGUCGCAAAGGCAGAACCAGUCGUGUCUAGCAUGCUAAGGGUUAACUGUAUUUGGUGAAGCUGUUGGGAUUGAGAUUUCAUAAUGCGGUUUUGAGAAAAAUAGUGCUUGAAAAAAUAAAAAAAGUUCUUCAGAAGAACUCUCUUUGAAUAUUGUCUCAUAUGUGCUAUAUGAACUGUUUUGGUUAAAUAUACUUCAGCUUUCUGCCAGAGUGAACUGUGGAUUCUGCAGUCAAAUAGGGCUCCUGUUUGAACAAACUGAAUAUUUUAAAGUUUAGAAUGUAUUUGGCUGCUGUAUAUUUAUGCUGUUGUAUGUUGUGUUGUUUGUCUUGAUGAUGGCCACUUUUUUGUAAGUACAUACAAGGCCCAUAUUCAUUAACAUAUUAAGUUGAAACAUAGGACUUUAACCCUUACCCUGCUAAAUUUCUGUGAUGAACUUGUCCAUCUUUCAAUUUGGACAGUACCAUUUACUGUUAAAAGAGGUGAUUACCAAAAAAAAAAAAUACUGAAUGAAUGGCGAACAUCUGUGCAGGCUGAUCAAGAUCUACACUUGUCACAAAGGCAGAAUCAUUUACUGGCAGCAGGCUAACGGUUAAAAUGCUAAAUUUUCAUUUUAGCUCUGCCAUUGGCACAUGUGAAUAGGUUGCAAUGAAACUUUACAGGAAUCAUCAUCCUGCAACUUCUGAUAGUCCAAGAAAAUUCCAGUACAAUGAAUAUGCUGUAGACAAAAUUAUGGCAAAUUGAAUAUUUGUCAUUCUUAAGCCUUAACUUUCAGAUUUUUUACCCUGCCUAUUUCUAAAAUGGACUGAUCCAUUUGUUAUUCAAAGGGGUGUUCACUGAAAAUUUACGGACUGAAUAGAGAACAGUGCAGGCUGAUCUUUGUCUGCACUGGGCGCAAAGGCAAAAUCAGUUGCCACUAGCAGGCUAAAGGUUAAAGAUGUUAUUAAAUAUGGGCCAAAAGUCUUGAUUGUUAUAACAUAGAUCUCAGAAUGGCAUUUCAAAUUUCAUAAUAUAUUCUUUAUGCUAUGGUCACAUCCGACCCUCACAGGAUAAUUUUUUCGUUUCAGUUAGUCUCUUAUUUUAAGACGUUUAAUUGGAAUAUUCAAUUCAUCACUCAUUUCAUGUCAUUGAUAGAGUUGAGAUUUCCAGAGUGUAAAUAGUAAACAACUUAUAAUUCUAAAAGAAAGCUUAAAAAUAGACCUGUGGCAUUUGUUACUAUUGACACAAGCUAAAAUGCUGUUUUAGUUUACUGUAUACUUUUUCAUAUUUACUUUGCUAGGGAAAGAGUUGUGAUCAAAAUUUGCUAUUGUGUACAGCAUAGCAAGAUGGCUACUUUGAUUUAUUUCAAAAGGCACGGUUUCUUCAUUCUAUUUAUUUCAUAUCAGCAUUUAUAUUUGUUACUUUACAUAACUCCGUAUGAAGUUAUCAUUUAGCCUUUGUUGUUUAUUUAUGAUUAUUAAAUAGCUCAUUAUUUUUCAAGAAACACAUUUUUAAAGACGUCUUCAUAUUUUUUGACAAAAUUUGUUAUGUUUUCUUUCUUUAAGGAAUAUAAAUGUUUUGGACUUAUUUGUAACGUCAGUGGACUACUAUUAUUUCUUUCUUUGUACAAAGUUUUGAAACUUUGUAGUCCAGUCUAAAUAGCUAGCAUUUGAUUGGCUGUUUCUUAGCCUCCUUCUGAAAUCAACCAAUGGCAUGUUUGCAUUUCCAGACUGGUCUCCAAGCACAAUUUUAUAACAGGUGGAACCAGUUUAAAUUGAGCUUCCAGUGUCUUCUGUACAUGUAUAUAAAUUAUGGUCUUUCUAUGUUGUUCUGUUUCAUAUUGCAGUGUGUAAACUAAAGGUAACACUUGACAUUUUUUAUAGCACAAAAGUGUGUUUACAAUAAUGUGGUGCCAGUAUUGUAUAGAAUUGGGGCAACUAUUUGCGCUUUAUGUAAGAUUUUUAACUUUUGUCUGUAUGCAUGAAUAAAGUAUGGAUAAUUAUGCCCCCCCCCCCCCACCCCUCGAAGGAGGGGUAUAUUAUUUUGCAGAUGUCUGUCGGUCUGUCUUGCCGGUCCGUAGACCAAUCGUUUUCCAGAUGAUAUCUCAAGAACACUUGGGCCUAGGAUCAUGAAAGUUGAUAGUCAUGACCAGCAGAUGACACCUAUUGAUUUUGAGAUCAGUAGGUCAAAGGUUAAGGUCUCAGUGACCCGGAACAGUUAAACCGUUUCAGGACUGAUAACUUGAACGCUUGGGCCUAGGAUCUCAAAACUUGAUAGGGAGGUUGAUCAUGACUAGUAGAUGACCCCGAUUGAUUUUUGGGGUCACUUGGUCAAAGGUCAAGGUCAUAAUUGGUUAAAUCCAUUUCUGAUUAUUAUCUUGAGAACCAUUUGACCUUGAGCCUUCAUUAUUUAUUGGAUGUUUAGUGUUGUGAUAAUUUCUGGGUCAAAGGUCAUGGUCAGUUAGGGUCAAAUUUAUUUUAAAGCAAUAUCUUGAGAUCAGUUUGGCUUGCAUGCUUCAAAUAUCAUGGGUUGUAGAUGACCCCUAUCAUUCUUUAACCUGGAUCAAAGGUCGAGAUCAUUUUAUAAUUAAGGCUAUCAGCGGGGCAUAUGUGUUUUUCAAUCAGCUCUUGUUAACUUAUUGAAGUGACUUAUAAACAAUAAAUGGGCACUGGCAGAAUCACUUGCCGCCAGCAGGCUAAAGGUUAAGUAAUGGCAUAGUUUGAGUUGGAAUGUAACCAGGUAAUGCAUGUUAUUGCUGUUUAAUGAGUUGCUGAUUAUAUACCUAAGUACAAUAAUGUGUACUGGCUCAUUUACACCAUCCGUGGUUAAGGUCACUGACUUCCAGUCACUUUCCCCUUACCGUUGUGGGUUCGAACCUCACUCCAGCUGGCUUAGGGAAGUAUGGAAAGUUGCUAUAUGACCUAUAAUUGUGCCUGUGCGACGUUAAACCCAACAAAAAAAAAAUUACAUCAUCUAAUCAUAUAAAAUCAGUUUUAACAAAAGUUUUAACAUCAUGGUAAUAUGACAUCACACACAAAUUUUGUUCCAGUACCGUAACAGUUACUGUGAGUGUUUCUGGAUAUUGGCAUGGAUUACAGGAUUCUGUACUGUACAAAUUUGUCACUAUUCAUGGUAUAUAACAAAAUUUCUUAUGUAAAGUGAAUUUUAUUUAUACUAAUUUGUAUUAGCUUGAUUGUGAUGAAAGCUUCAAGCUUAUUGGAACCACUUUUGAGUCAGCUUCUUGGAGAAAUGGCUACUGGUGUCAUAUGAGAAGUCUUGGUCGUGACCCCAGUGGGGCUCGAACCCAUGACCCCUGGAUUGAGCGGCCGACACCUUAUCCGCUAGACCACCGCUCCCCAUUGAAAAGUGAAUUUUAGAGCUCUGUUACAAAUGGCAGUAUAAAUACACACAUUGUGGGUGUUUUUUCCCAGACAAUUGAGAACCAAUUUGAACAUCUUGAAUAACACGGCAGUAAUAAACUCAUAUACUCUGGUUCUGAAUGUUGUGUAGUUCUUAGAACAGGUCAACAAUGCUUUAGAUAUUGUCUUUUUAUCAAUGCAGAAUAAUUGAUAUAUAAGUAAAAUAGUUUGAUUGCAUGUGAUUUAAUUCGGAAAUCAAGAUAAGUUGUAUAUUAGUUGGCUAGCCUCUGAAAGCAAGCUGUACUUUCUGCUACUGUCACUGUUGUUAAAGCUUGUAUUGUGUAUCAUUUCUUUUCUUAUAAAUUUUUAAAUAUUAAACCAUGUCAGGCCCGUAUCCAAAUAUAUUUGACAGGGGCACCAGUCUAGAAUGUAGACGUCACUGCCCAGGUGCAAAGCGUCAAUAGUGGGUAGCAAUGGGAGGGGGGCUCUGCCCAUGUUAGGGGGGCCUCCCCCUGAAAAUUUUUGAAAUAAUGGCAUGAAAUUGUAGCCUCAGGUGCAUUUUUUGUCUAAAUUUUGAGAUAAUGGAGGAGUUACUCCCCUCCUGAUGGGGAGCGGGGUUAGAGGGCUCUCCUCCUUGAAAAUUUUGAAAUACAGGUAUGAAAUGGUGGUCUCUGACGCAUUUCUAGGUCUAAAUUUUG
Messenger RNA from Mercenaria mercenaria, 8449 nucleotides. RefSeq names its product protein HIRA-like. Gene Ontology annotation, biological process: DNA-templated transcription; regulation of DNA-templated transcription; chromatin remodeling. The record is from RefSeq and is a predicted model, not a curated record. Gene Ontology annotation, cellular component: nucleus; HIR complex. The transcript has 27 exons. Bases 123 to 3008 code for a protein of 961 amino acids. NCBI's taxonomy places the organism in Eukaryota, Metazoa, Mollusca, Bivalvia, Venerida, Veneridae. Gene Ontology annotation, molecular function: protein binding; nucleosome binding.